This is a messenger RNA of Rhinolophus ferrumequinum (greater horseshoe bat), 2710 nucleotides long. It is a transcript of the gene GLRB, whose product is annotated as glycine receptor beta. Gene Ontology annotation, cellular component: postsynaptic membrane; neuron projection; synapse. The record is from RefSeq and is a predicted model, not a curated record. The transcript has 10 exons. The coding region runs from base 202 to 1695 and encodes 497 amino acids. Gene Ontology annotation, molecular function: extracellularly glycine-gated chloride channel activity; transmembrane signaling receptor activity; neurotransmitter receptor activity. Gene Ontology annotation, biological process: chemical synaptic transmission; regulation of membrane potential; nervous system process. NCBI's taxonomy places the organism in Eukaryota, Metazoa, Chordata, Mammalia, Chiroptera, Rhinolophidae.
ACGGCGCAGGCUCCGCGACCGGAGCAGGCGCGUCAGCCGAGCUCCGCGGUGGCGCGGGCAGCCGGGACGCACCUGCCCCCGCUCUGCGCCCGCCGCACCCCCAGCAGCCACCGCCGUCUGGGCCCCGCGCCUCCUCGUCCCGGCCUGGCGGCUGCGGGUGGCAGCGCCUGGGAUCCAUCUCCUGAAAUUUAACUUUUCAAGAUGAAGUUUUUAUUGGCGAUUUCCUUUUUUAUUUUAAUUUCCCUGUGUGUUGAAGAAGCCUAUUCUAAAGAGAAGUCUUCAAAGAAGGGGAAGGGGAAAAAGAAGCAGUAUCUAUGCCCAUCCCAGCAGUCAGCAGAGGACCUUGCCCGAGUCCCUGCCAACUCCACCAGCAAUAUCUUGAAUAGGCUAUUGGUUAGUUAUGAUCCCAGGAUAAGACCAAAUUUCAAAGGCAUUCCUGUUGAUGUAGUUGUCAACAUUUUUAUCAACAGUUUUGGAUCCAUUCAAGAGACAACAAUGGACUAUAGAGUUAACAUCUUCCUGCGACAAAAAUGGAAUGAUCCCAGGCUGAAGCUCCCUAGUGAUUUUCGGGGCUCGGAUGCACUGACAGUGGAUCCCACAAUGUUCAAGUGUCUGUGGAAACCUGAUUUAUUUUUUGCAAAUGAAAAAAGUGCCAAUUUUCAUGAUGUAACACAGGAAAAUAUCCUCCUCUUUAUUUUUCGGGAUGGAGACGUCCUUGUCAGCAUGAGGUUAUCUAUUACUCUUUCAUGCCCAUUGGACUUGACCUUGUUUCCCAUGGAUACACAACGAUGCAAGAUGCAACUUGAGAGCUUUGGCUAUACCACUGAUGAUUUACGAUUUAUCUGGCAGUCAGGGGAUCCUGUUCAGUUAGAAAAAAUUGCCUUGCCUCAAUUUGACAUUAAAAAGGAGGAUAUUGAAUAUGGUAACUGUACAAAAUACUAUAAAGGCACUGGGUACUACACGUGUGUGGAAGUCAUCUUCACACUAAGGAGACAGGUUGGGUUUUAUAUGAUGGGUGUCUAUGCCCCGACCCUGCUGAUUGUGGUUCUCUCCUGGCUUUCCUUCUGGAUCAACCCGGAUGCGAGUGCUGCCAGAGUGCCCCUGGGUAUCUUUUCAGUGCUCAGCUUGGCCUCUGAGUGCACAACCCUUGCUGCUGAGCUGCCCAAAGUAUCCUACGUGAAGGCUCUUGACGUGUGGCUCAUUGCUUGUCUGCUUUUUGGGUUUGCUUCCUUGGUGGAAUAUGCUGUUGUCCAGGUGAUGCUGAAUAAUCCCAAGCGAGUUGAAGCAGAAAAAGCCAGAAUUGCCAAAGCUGAGCAAGCGGAUGGGAAAGGUGGAAAUGUGGCUAAAAAGAAUACCGUCAAUGGUACAGGGACUCCGGUUCACAUUAGCACUUUGCAGGUUGGUGAGACCAGAUGCAAAAAAGUUUGUACUUCUAAGUCUGACCUGAGAUCUAAUGACUUCAGCAUUGUUGGAAGCUUACCAAGAGAUUUUGAAUUAUCCAAUUAUGACUGCUAUGGCAAACCUAUUGAAGUCAACAAUGGACUUGGGAAAUCUCAGGCAAAGAACAACAAGAAGCCGCCUCCUGCUAAACCUGUUAUUCCAACAGCAGCAAAGAGAAUUGAUCUUUAUGCAAGAGCAUUGUUUCCUUUCUGCUUCUUGUUCUUCAAUGUUAUAUAUUGGUCUGUAUAUUUAUGAUAAAUCAUUUCCAUUUGUAUAAAAUAAAAUACCACUUCAUUGUGACUAACCUCAUUCAUAAAUGCCAAUCUGUGAAAAAGUUUGCAUUUUCAUAGCAAUAUAUUGCAUUUUGGAUGCCAUUGGAUUGUAAGAAAAAUGUGGCACUUAAAUUUUGAAUGGCAGCAUGGUCUUGUUAUAUCUGUGCUCUAAUAAUAAUGUAUAUAUGUAUAGCAAACAUUGCUUUAGGAAUAAAUGAAGGAUAAGCAUACUACAUAAAAUCAAAUCCAAAAAUUCUCCUCAGUUAGUGUAAAUGACAAAUACUUCAGAUAAUUCUGGUAACAAAACAAUGUGCACGCUGAAUCCUGUUAUGAUCACCAUUUUAAUGUAUGUAGUAUUGCAAAUUUUCUUCCUUGUAACUUUCAGAGAGAGAGCCAUCUUAUUCUUGUAUAAUUUUAAAUGGCAUUAUCACAGAUUAAGCAAAAUUAUAUUACAUAUUGUUUAAACUUUGUAAGUAGAAAUAUAUCAGCUAUCAUUAUGUGGGCUCUGUGGAGAAAUAAGGUUCAAAAAUUACUAAUUUGUAAAAUUAGCUCAUUUUAAAGUGUGUCUGUGUUGUCAAAAUGCCAGAUAAUAAAACACAGUAAGCAUUUUUGAAAAAAAAAAAGGAAAUCUGUUUAUGUAAAUUCAUUCUCAAUUCUGGCUUCUGAUAAAAUAAAACUAAAGGAUAGAUACAUUGAUCAAAUAUUUCUGAUAAAAGAAAUUCUAUUUAACCCACCUUAAAUCCUAAAUAUAUUUUCAUGGAUUUCAUUUUAUUGAUACAGAGUAUACAAAAUCAUUGUGCCUUAAAAAGAGAUAUAUAUUUUAAAUUGGAAUAUAGUAAUGGAUAUGUGAUUUCACAUCAUUUUUAAUAAACCCAGAGGAAAAUACCCUAUUACUAGAAGUAAUUUGAGUUGGGGGAAAUAAAAAAAAAACAUAAUCAUUUGAGUAUUUUAACUUCUUAAUUUUAUUAAAAUGCUUACAUAUUUUUAAGUAAAAUUAA